Molecule: messenger RNA, 2016 nt
Organism: Apodemus sylvaticus (European woodmouse)
Lineage: Eukaryota; Metazoa; Chordata; Mammalia; Rodentia; Muridae
Gene: C4H4orf46
Product: chromosome 4 C4orf46 homolog
Exons: 2
Coding region: 227-562 (111 amino acids)
Source: RefSeq, a predicted model, not a curated record
CCGGAUCCAGACCGGAGGUGUGCGCAGGAGCUGGGUGACGUCUGACUUGAUAUCUGAUUGGCUGUCUGGAAAAAUGAAAAAGUAAUCGUGGUCUAGGGCAGAGACAAACGAGAAGAUGGGGCGGGACUCGAGGAGGUGGAGCCUAUAGGCUUUGGGCGCGAGCGGUCGAAAGGCAGUUGGUGUGGGUUCGGUUGCUAGGUCCGGUCCAGCGCAUCAGCUCAGGCCCAUGGCUGACUCUGAAGAGUUUCGGGCUUCUUCGCCGCCGCCGCCGCCUCCUUCGUCUCCAUCGUCAGGCGCCUCUUCGUCGUCCCUCAGCAUGCCAGUGAGUUUGGGCUGGCGGGGUCCGAGCCAGAGCCACGGUCCAUCAGUGGACCCGCUGGAGCAAGUGGAGCUGCAGAUCGGAGACGCGGCAUUUUCCUUAACUAAACUUCUUGAAGCCACAUCUGCGGUAUCAGCUCAAGUGGAAGAACUUGCCCUGAAAUGUACAGAAAAUGCACGCUUCCUUAAAACGUGGCGGGACCUCCUGAAAGAAGGCUAUGACUCCCUGAAACCCGACAACUGACUUGCAGAUGUAGUCGCUUAAUGACUCAAACUUAAGAUAUUUGCACAUGGACCACAUGUAUGGGGCUGCCUGUCUCCAGACAUUUAUACUGAGAAUGACAUUUUUCUUGCUAUUCUUGACUUUGUGAAAGCAGAAUACUGGGCUCUCUUACUCGCUUAUGUGUUUUCUCUGAUAUGGCAGUAUUUACCUUAGAUGCUUUGUGCCCUCUAAACUGUGGUUGACUCCUUUAUGAAAGCUACUUCCAUCAGUAAGUAAUUAUCAUAACAGGGCCUCCCUGCAACCAGAUCAUUACUUGUUUUGUGAGAAGAUGACAAACACACCUGAGCUGGGAGUUAAGCUUGGCCUGUCUCCUAAGGCAGAUGGUGAAGAUUUCAGGUUCCCGUCCACAGGACACCUACUCAGAAACUGGUGGUGGCGCUUUAUUUACUUCCUUAUCCCAAUGCCCACAGCCAGGUCACAACACUCACUAUCUGUGAAUAAGACUCAUGAGUAUAAUUAAAAGUUACUUUUGGCUCCUAUUUUUUAGGAUGAAGACUGUUUUUCUAAGAAAAUUGUAUGAUUCUAAACCUCAUUGACUUGAAGGAAAAUUUUUUUCUCUCUGUCUCUCUCUGUUUCUCUCUCUCUCUUCCCCCCUCUCUCUUUUGUGUGUGUAUGUGUAUGUGUGUAUAAAUGGGAAUUUGACAUUUUUUCUGUCUUAAAGCAGUAUUCCUUUGUAGCUCAAGCUUCUGUCUUGAGGGCCAAUAUGACUGGUAUGCAAGACAGUUUUGAAUUUUGAUGAUGAUCUUAAAAUAUAUUUUCUCAUUCUAUGACUCCAUUUUUAAAAAGUCUUUAUUUCAUAAAAUGAAAACUUUUAUAGAAUACAUGCUUUUUUCUAUUUUUAUAGUUAACUGCUUUCAUAGUUAAUAUUUUUCUUGUUGGUGUUCUAUAUGUCCGAUUGCUAUGUUUGGAAUACCUUAUCAAAUUUAUAGCAGUAUGCUAGGUAUUGUUUAAUGGAGCUUUGCAAGUUAUUUACCUAAUUCUAAAGUUGGUUUCCAUAUAACAUUUAACUGUUUCUAUGGGUUUCCUGUCAGUUGAGGAUAGUGUUAAGGUCCCACUUUAUUUGUACUGUGUUUCUGUAUUUAGUGCCAUCUAUCUUUAAGCCAUGUACUACCUUGAUACAUAGAAUCUUGAAGUAUCUUUGAUGUGAUGUCGUGUAGAUACGUUGAUGUGAAUAGAACUCUAUUCUAAAGUCUCACCAGGCAUCUAUGGUAGGGGACAAAUGGAUGGGCAAAGACUAGUUUUGACAUAGUCAUAGUUAUUUUUUCUUCUUUAAAUUAAGCUCACACAACACAAAUGGUGUGAUUUCUGUACCAAAGAGUGGUUAUUUCUGUAUAAGAGAAAUACUUAUAUAUUCUGAAAAUUGCAGUUUAAAAAUGUAUAAAAAUAAAAGUAAAUUAAAAUGUAUUACAAGUAAA